Molecule: messenger RNA, 432 nt
Organism: Poecilia reticulata (guppy)
Lineage: Eukaryota; Metazoa; Chordata; Actinopteri; Cyprinodontiformes; Poeciliidae
Source: RefSeq, a predicted model, not a curated record
AUGGCUUCAACCGCGAUAAUUAUGGCCGCCCUAAAUCUCGUCAGCGACAAAAGAGGCUGUGUUCACUCAGGGUACCUGGCCCGCAGAGUUGGAUGGUCUAGAAUGGCUCACAAGGGCCUCCCUCCUAUAGUCUCCGGUCCUCCAGAGUUUGAACAAACUUUUCGUGCACAUCAGAACUGUGUGGAGUUCUACCCCUUGUUCUUGGUGACUCUGUGGACCUGUGGGAUGUUCUUCAGCGAGGUGCUAGCUGCAGCAACAGGUCUGGUCUACAUGGUGGCCAGGCAGCUCUACUUCAACGGCUACACCCAGUCCACCAAGAAAAGGUUACCCGGCUUUCACCUGACCCUGGCUGUACUUCUCACCCUGUCCGUUCUGGCUGUGGUUGGAAUAACGCGCGGACUCUUGGACAAGUACUUUUAUACCCAUAUCUGA